Adineta steineri is the source of this 483-nucleotide messenger RNA. NCBI's taxonomy places the organism in Eukaryota, Metazoa, Rotifera, Eurotatoria, Adinetida, Adinetidae. The record is from the annotation of a GenBank genome assembly.
AUGGCAAAAAUGAAAGAAUUGAUUGGCCAAUUAAGUCACGAUAACAUUGAAGUUAAUUCUCAAUGGGAAUUAAUUAAAUAUCAAAUGGCACAUCGAUGCGAUUCAAGUUUUAUUGGUACUUCGCCGAACUCAACGUUAUUUCUUAUUGAAUGUCAAAAUGGCAAAGAUGUAUCAGAAUGUACAUGUUUCCCAAAUGGUCGGGGUAUUUGUAACUAUUCUAAUGGAAAUAAAUAUAAUGGAGAGUGGGUAAAUGGAGCAAAAGAAGGUCGAGGCAAGUUUAUAUGGGGAAAAGAUGGUACCCAAUGGUAUGAAGGAGACUUUCGAAAUGACAAUAUAAAUGGACAUGGCACGAUGUAUUAUUCAAAUGGACAAAAGUAUGACGGUGAAUUUAGAGAUGGACAGUUACAUGGACAAGGAACUGUGAUAGAUUCAAAUGGACGAAUAGUGAGAAAAGGUAGAUGGGAAAAUAGUAAACCAGUUUAA